Solea senegalensis (Senegalese sole) is the source of this 3707-nucleotide messenger RNA. RefSeq names its product SAM and SH3 domain containing 1a (gene sash1a). The transcript is spliced from 16 exons. The record is from RefSeq and is a predicted model, not a curated record. Bases 708 to 3707 code for a protein of 999 amino acids. Gene Ontology annotation, molecular function: protein binding. NCBI's taxonomy places the organism in Eukaryota, Metazoa, Chordata, Actinopteri, Pleuronectiformes, Soleidae.
GUGGACGGCACAGGACCAGCAUUGGACAUGUUUGCUUUUUGGCUGCAGUUCCAGACAGCGUAGUGAUGAUGUGCCGGCAGGAAGACGCUGACAGCGCGUAGACGGAGCGUUUGGACGCGGAACAGUGUCGGCUUUUUUUGGGUUCAUUUUUGAAGCCAGGUUGUUUUUUUAUUUUGGGGUUUAUUCCAUCAAGGAGCUUCCGUUUGGCGAUGCACGAGACUCAGAGGACGGAGCGCGAGCUGUUGAGAGGGGAUUUUAGACGCGGCAGCUGCCGUGCGUAACAGACAGAAAUCUGGCCAUGCAGCUAUUUGAAUGACAAUAGUUGGAGGCAUUUACGCUCAUAUUUGUAUAUGGAAAGCUGAUUAUGCACGGGUGCGCGCGGCGAGUCUCUGUGUGCUGCUGAAAUUGAUGUUGAAAUGACAUUUGGGAUUUGAAAGCCUCCGCAAGUGAAACUGAAGUGAUCUUCAUUUGUAAAUAUUGACAGGUGGAGCAGUCAAAGGGACUGUGUCUGCUCGGGCUUUUCACGAGGCUGCGUCGGUAACCAAAACCUGUGGUAUGGAUCAUUCAAAACAUUGUUUGCUUUCAUUUUAAUCCUCGCGUUGUUGAAAACAACCGUUUAUGAUGCGUUUAAAAAACCGAAUGGGGAAGUAACCACCAGCCCAGUGUCCUCUUCCCUCUGAGUUGUAGCCGAUUUGGCAUCAGCCAAAAUGACCAGCAACGGACCUGUCAUCGUCUACGAGUGGCUGAAAACCCUCCAGCUCGCCCAGUAUGUCGAGUCUUUUGUGGACAAUGGAUACGACGAUCUGGAGGUUUGCAAACAAAUAGGGGACCCUGACCUGGAUGCCAUCGGCGUCUACAUCCCUCACCACAGGCAGAGGAUCCACGACGCGGUGAGAAGGCUGAAGGAGGAAGCCAAAGAGACGGCGAGUGCGCUCUACUUCACACUGGAGCCGAUGCCACCUGCGGCCGAAAUUUAUACCAGUCACAUGGUGGACCAGUAUGAGUCCAAACUGCGGGGAUCCAAGUCCUGGACUGAGCCCAACAGUGAUCGGGUUGGGCGCAUCGGUGGGUACCUGGGCGCGCAGAGGAACCUGACGCUGGGCAACAGGAGAGAGCUUGUGAUUUAUCCCAAGCUGAAGCUGAAGAUCAUGAUCAGGGAUAAACUCAUCAGAGAUGGCAUCAACCUCGCCAAGCCACCGUAUUCUAAUAAGGAUGGUUCUCUGGGCAACAUAGAUGACCUUGCCCAGGAGUACUCCGAGUACUACAACACCUGCUUCAGUGACGUCAGUGAUCGCAUGGAGGAGCUACGCAAACGACGGGUCUCCCAAGAGGUUGACAUGGAGAAACAGGACCCAAGCGGCUCCUCUCUGCAGCUUCGUAAUGAAAUCCAGGAAUCAUUAGGCUUCAGCAGUGAGGUGUCGACUCCAGAAACAGACAGAAAAAUGCCACUGCACAAGUCCAGCUCUGAAGAUGGAUCUGGAGGCAAAUGGGACCAGAAGAAGAAAAACAAAUCUUUUUGGCAGAACUUCCGCAAGUCUCCGCAUAAACCCGUGAUGCGACAGACCUCUAAAGGAGAGGACAUCGGCUACGUGGCCAGCGAAAUCACGAUGAGUGACGAAGAACGGAUCCAGCUGAUGAUGAUGGUGAAAGAGAAGAUGAUCACUGUAGAAGAAGCGCUGGCUCGGCUGAAGGAGUAUGAGCGCAGCAAACAGUCCAGCAGUACUGACACUGCAGAGUGGACUGAUGGAAGUGCACCCAAUCUAAACCAGUCCUCGAACUGCAACUCUUGUGAACAGUCAGAUGAUGAGCAAUCUGAGGACUCUGUGAAGUUCAAACGGCUCCAUAAACUGGUCAACUCGACGCGCCGGGUCAGGAAAAAACUCAUCAAGGUGGAAGAAGGCAAGAAGCAUGGCUCUGAAGAUUUUCUGAAUCUGGAAGGACCUCCCACCUGUGAGGACAACACAGCUCUGUACACUGGGGUCCUAAAGAAACCCCCUUUGCCCCAGGAGGUUUCUCUGCCCUCCCUCGCCCAGGAUCAGCUCUCUCUCAACGGAGACACAGACAGUCUGACGACCUCCCCUUCCUCCAGCAGCUUAGACACCUGGUCUGGUCACAAGCUGGUCAAGAGCUUCAGUAAAUCUUCCAGCACCCACGGUCUCAUACGGCCCCCUAGGAGAACCCCGGUCGGCUCUGGGGUCCUGGGAGGUUCCGUCUCUGGUAUCGGCGGUAGUGGCUCUUCCUUCUCAGAGUUGGAUGGCUGUGGAUUGGAUGACGAGGGGAAACAGUCGCGCUCCACAACUGACGCCGAAAUGCGGAAGGCCUUGAGCUCCAUCUCCCACGGGGUAAGUAACAAUGAGGCCCUCUACGCCUAUUACGGCCUGACUAAACCUCGUCCCAAACCCCAUUCCCAAUCUCGCCUCCUGAUCUCUCUGGAUGACGGUCCACAAAGCAGCCCCAAACACCAACCUGCCAACCGGCACCAUGGCAGCUGGACACACCGGAAACCCGACCCCAACUACGCUUACUCCACCAAGCACCUACUUUACCAGCGCUCACGCAACACAAAGGCCCCCGUCUCCCCACUGUCUGUCACCCCCUCCUCCCCCGCACGCUGUGAUGUAGCCAAAUCAAAGGGUUUCGGAAGUGGCGGAGGAGGCUGGGUGUUCCCCUCCCGCAGGCUGCGUGGUCGAACAGCAGUCAGUGAGCUGAACAUCACCUAUGUGGUGGAGCGGAGCCUGUACGGUCACCUGAACUGGGCCCAGCUGGUCCGGCCAGUCACCCUCAGCCGCGCUGAGCGCUGUUGUCUUUUGGAGGAGGACCGUGAGGCGGACAGGAAGUGGGCGGCCAGCGUAGACCGCUGCACCAAACGUGUGCUCUUGCGCAUCCAGCAGAAGUCUAGAACGUGCAGCUUCGGAGGCUUCGACCUGUCCAACCGUUCACUCCAUGUGGUCAACGCAGGCUCCGAGGGCAAUAAUAAAGAGCAGGAGGCCAUUUACAGAGAAGUGGUCAAAUCCCCCACUACGUCUCGGAUCUCACUGGGCAAGAAGGUCAAGUCGGUGAAGGAAACGAUGAGGAAACGCAUGUCGAAGAAGUACAGCAGCUCCCUGUCUGAGCAGUCCAGUCCAGAUGGAGCCCCCAGUUCCCCUCAGUCCCCUCAGCCCGACACCGACUCUCUGGAGAAGCCGAAGCUUAAGGCCGGAGGCUCAGUGGAAAGUCUGCGCAGUUCACUCAGCGGACAGAGUUCAAUGAGUGGUCAGACCGUAAGCACCACCGACUCAUCGGCCAGCAACAGAGAAAGUGUGAAGUCGGAGGACGGCGACGACGAGGAGCCGGCGUACAGGGGACCGUUCUGUGGUCGCGCCAGAGUCCACACUGAUUUUACACCCAGCCCGUACGACACAGACUCCCUCAAACUGAAGCGUGGCGAUGUGAUCGACAUCAUCAGUAAACCGCCUAUGGGAACGUGGAUGGGCCUGCUCAACAACAAAGUGGGCACCUUCAAGUUCAUCUAUGUGGAUGUGCUGAGUGAAGAGGAGGAGAAACCUAAACGGCCCGUGAGGAGGAGGAGGAAGGGCCGACAACCCAAGCCCACCUCAGUGGAGGAGCUGCUGGAUCGCAUCAACCUCAAGGAGCACAUGCCCACUUUCCUGUUCAACGGCUACGAGGACCUGGACACGUUCAAGCUUCACUCGAGGAUGGUGCCAUAA